Molecule: messenger RNA, 6378 nt
Organism: Podarcis lilfordi (Lilford's wall lizard)
Lineage: Eukaryota; Metazoa; Chordata; Lepidosauria; Squamata; Lacertidae
Source: the annotation of a GenBank genome assembly
AGGUGGGAUGCUCAGGUUUGUUUGCUUAGAAGCCAUCAUCGCCACCCCUCUUCCUUUAAAAUGGUCCAAGGGUGGGUGAAUAUCCUUCAGAAUUUGGUCCUUGGACUGCGCCACUCCAGACCAGCCGCCCAGGAAGGGACAAGCAGAGAGGUGAGUCUUGUCACCCCCAAAAUCCCCUCCUUCCUCACUUGACAUCCUUGCGUUUCUUGUUAAGGCACUGGUAGUGAAAACAGGUAAGCAAUGAGCUCCUUGCUUGCGAGGAGUAAGAACAGUGGGAGGGAGAUCUCUGUUCUGGAGAUUUUUCUUACAAACCGCAACCCAGCUAACUUUGCUUUCCGUAUGACUUGGAAACUACUGAACCUGGCUGCCGUGCUGCGGCAAUAUUUGAUGUUGUCAAAGCAGAUGAGAUAGUUUGGGUCUUAUAAGCAACUUAGCAUUGCCUGUUUUUUGAAUUUUGAAUGAUCACAAGCUCGAAGCCCAAAAAAUACACACACACUGGACCCAUCAUUUCUGGAAAUGCCAGGCCCUUCGCUGGGAUGAAUGUUGCUGACACUUUCUUUUCCCAGGAGAAGCAGAAGAUGGGGCAAGUGGUCUACCUUGGACUCUGCCUGUUGGGCUGCCUGAUCCUGAACCCUUUGGCAGAAGGUGAGCAUUAGGAGAAGGGGCAGAUCCAGCUGCUGCAGCUGUUGGUUUUGGAACUUUGCUGUGCGGUGCAACGGGUUGGUGCUUCUGGCUCUUAAGCAGGAGGUUGGGGGUUCGAGCCCAACUGUGGGCAGGAUCCUGCAGCGCAGGGAGUAGGGGGGGUCUCUUCCAACUCUACAAUUCUGUGGUUCUGUUUCUAAUCAGUUCAUUAGAUCUGUGUAGGUUUCCCUUUGUAAAGCUGGCAGCUUUUUCCUGGCCUUGCUGCUCUUGGUAGUGGCUCCCUAUCUGUGGAAUUUCCUCCCAGAGGGGGGAUUUAUUGGUCCCCGCUGUGGAAAUAAAAAACGUUCUUGCUUUAUGCUUUUAGACUUUGCUGCAUGUUUAUUUUAAAGAGGCAGUUCUACAGCACUUCUAUGUAUUGUAAAUUAGUAGAAGGUAUGAGUUACCACUUUUGCUUGGAUGAAUAAAUAAAGAGAGUGAUUGUUCCUAACUGGGAAAAGCACUGAGUCUCUUCCAAUUAGCUGUCUGUCUGGAGCUGCUCUCCGCCCCUUUUUAAAAUGAUGGAAGAGCAGCACUCAAAGGCUUGGGGGGGCGCGCUGGACCAGCCUCCCAUUCUCCUGAAAUCUCUCCCCUUCUGGCAUAAGUUUUGGGUCUUUGCUUUCGUCUUGUGUAUGUUUGUUAAAUCACCAGUGCGCUUCUUCCAUCACCAUCACUAAGUAAAUCAUUCCCUCCCCUUCUUUCCAUUAAUCCAGAAAGAGUGCUGUUUUGCAAUAAUAGAAAUCUUUCAGCUUGAUAUAACCAUUUUACACUUAGGUGUAUAUGUCUGUGUUGUUGUUUUUUUUAAAAAAAUAUGUUUACUUUUUGAAAAAUUGAAAAGAAUAUAUAGAUAAAAAAGUAUAACAAUUUUAUUUGAAAGCACCAGCGGCGUCUUAUCUUGUCACACUAGCUGGAUGGCUGUCACUAUUGCACUGGACAUUGCACUGGACAUUGGCUCCCAGUACGUUUCUGAGCACAAUUCAAAGUGUUGGUGCUGACCUUUAAAGCCCUAAGCGGCCUUGGUCCAGUAUACCUGAAGGAGCGUCUCCACCCCCAUUGCCAGAAGGAACCUCCCGAUUCCUAACGCCAGGGCUUCCUUGAGGGGCUCCAUCUGUCAAGGAAAGGGUUGGUGGUCUGGGGGAUCUAUUCCAGUCUCAAUCCAAUUCCUCACAGGUGCCGCCAAUCGCACCCAGAGCGCUCGCACUCCCUGCCCUGCAGGAGCCGUCUUCUACAGAAAGUACUGCUACGAGUAUUCUAGCUCCAGCCGGUCGUGGGAUGAUGCCGAGGUAAGUUUCACCAGGGGGAAUGAGAAGAAAUAAGAAAGUUACUAGGAACUUCACAUAGCAAAAGACCAGAAAUAUACCUUUUGGGAAUAUUGAAUAGUGAUAUUUCUAGAGAAAAUACUAAAUUCUUUCUGUGGCGAGAAUCCUGGUAGCUAAGUACUGGAAGAGUAACCAGGUACUGACCAAAGAGGAAUGGUUAUUUAAAUUAUGUGAAUAUUUGGAACUGGCCAAAUUGACGGACGUAACAAGACUAAAGCCAGUGAUUACAGUCAAGAAGGAAUGGAAGCGCUUGAAUGAUUAUUUAGAAAGACAAUGUUCUAAGGUAAAAAUUUGGCUGUGUCUAGAAUGACCUUGUGAAUGGGAAAGGGGAAACAUACAUAUAUACAUGGGAUGCGGGUGGCACUGUGGUCUAAACCACUGAGCCUCUUGGGCUUGCCGAUCAGGUUGGCAGUUCGGAUCCCUGCGACGGGGUGAGCUCCCGUUGCUCGGUCCCUGCUCCUGCCAACCUAGCAGUUCAAAAGCAUAUCAAGUGCAAGCAGAUAAAUAGGUACCGCUCUGGCGGGAAGGUAAAGGCGUUUCCGUGGGCUGCUCUGGUUCGCCAGAAGCCGCUUAGUCAUGCUGGCCACAUGACACAGAAGCUGUACGCCAGCUCCCUCGGCCUAUAGAGUGAGAUGAGCGCCGCAACCCCAGAGUCGGCCACGACUGGACCUAAUGGUCAGGAGUCCCUUUACCUUUACCUAUAUACAUAUCUAUAUAUUAAGAUGAAAAUAAUACUGAAAUACAGAUAAAAUAUGAAAUGUGAAAGGAAGUGUUGUGAGAGUGAUGGAAGCCUAUUACUACUAUUAUUUUGUAAAAUAGUGUUUAUUGUACUGAAAUUUUAUGCUUUGCUUUAUUCUUUUACUGUCUACUGUUCUUUGCAUCCCCCCCCCUUUAUUAUUUUUUCCCCUUUAUAUUAUUCUUUAUGCAUGCUUUGGUACUGAUGUAUUUACUUUGCAAUAAUAAUAAAAAAUAGUUGUAAAAAAAAAAUUCCUUGUUGGGAAUCCUGGCUGUGGGCAGCAUCUCACUGGUUUCCCCCUUUCUUCUCUCUGCAGGUCAGCUGCCAGAGGAGACAUGGGUCCCAGCUGGCCUCCAUUCUUUCUGCAAGGGAAGCAAAUGUGGUUUACAGUUACCUGCGACAAUAUGGCUCCAGCAACGUCUGGAUUGGCCUGGCAGCUGACCGUGGUAGCCACCACGUGGUAGGUGCCUUUAGGACUCUCUGAAGAUGCUGACUGUACGAGCCGCUCAGCUCCCUUGAGCUCCUUCAUCUGUAGCUCACCGGCUCUCACUUCCCUCUGAAACCACUUCCUUCCCCAAACGUCAAACCUUGAAGUCCUCAUUUGGAGAUGGGAUUAUUUCUCGGAGUGGCUCUGUGGAAGGUUCUGGAACUCCAGCUCCAGAUCCUCGUUGUCUUUCCUCCUUGCCAACUCUCAUUGCGCUAUCUAUAAAGUCACAGAUUCUGUGACAUCUCCCCAACACCGUACAAAUUGUCAGUCCCCUUUCACCUUUAUGGCUCCGGCAAAAAUAAAUUAACACUGAAAUCCUAUACAUGUCCUGAGUAAAGCCCAGUUGAGUUCAGUGUUACUUACUCCCGGGUAAGUAUACAUGGGAUUGCAGGUUCUGAUCAUGAAAAUAAAAAUAUAUGUAAAUUCAGAUGAGUGGAAGGAGUGUUAGAUGAGACCUUUUCUAUCAUCUUUGUGGUCUUUUCUAUCAAUGUGGGACAAUAGAACUCUACUAUAAUUCACACUGCAAUUUAUAGCUUGUUCCAUUUAAUACAUUUGCAUCUUCUAUGAUGCACACAUUGAAGUAUGCCCAGUAUCCCAAUCAGGUACUGACCAGACCCAGAUCCUUUUAGCAGCAGCAAUGUGGGUCUUAUUAGCACACCCUUAGUGGGUCAAAAGGUGUAAUUAUGCUGACUUGUAGUUCAUAGCCAUAUGAUGAGAGCUGGUGUGGUGUAGGGACUACACCACAAAUCUUUGUGGAUAUUCAAAUCUUCCCGACUAUAAAGCUAACUAGUUGGCCUUGGACAAGUCACUUAUCUUCCAGCCUACCUAACCAAGCGCUUGUCAAGCUAAAAUGCUGCUCUGAUCUCCUGCAGUGGAGGCCAAGACAGAAAUAACAACAUUUCUUAGGGGAAGUGUGGUGGUUCAACAAUAUGUUCUAAAGGAUGCAGCAACCUUCCUGAAGCUAGGAUGGGAACCCCUUGGCCUUGUCAGUUGCGCUGAUUCCCCAGCUGUGUCCCCUCUGGGGAUGUGGGGAGCAAUGGGCUUGCAUUCCCCUUUUAUCACAAGACCUUCCUUUCUCCUUCUCUCUCUCCAGAAUAUGAUCUGGGAAUGGAGCGAUGGAUCUGUCUUCUCUCAACCCCUCUGGGAUGGCCGUAGCAUCAGCAACUCAAUCUCUUCAUACGAAUGUGUCUCCAUUUCUUAUUCAGGUAUGCAGGAAGAGAGACUGGGGAAGGAGGAGGAAACCCCAUUCCAUUCAAGGAAUUGAGGGAAACUAAAACAAAUCCGCCCUCAGACACUCUGGAUGUUGCAAUGCAGUUCUCCAACCAAGUGUGUGCAAAAACACAUAUACCGUACUUGGGUAAAGGACCCCUGACAGUUAAGUCCAGUCACAAACGACUCUGGGGUUGCGGCGCUCAUCUCGCUCUAUAAACCGAGGGAGCUGGCGAUUGUCCGCAGACAGCUUCCAGGUCAUGUGGCCAGCAUGACUAAGCUGCUUCUGGCGAACCAGAGCAGUGCACGGAAACGGCGUUUACCUUCCUGCCGGAGUGGUACCUAUUGAUCUACUUGCACUUCAUGUGCUUUCGAACUGCUAGGCUGGCAGGAGAUGGGACCGAGCAACGGGAGCUCACCCCAUCGUGGGUAUUCGAACCGCCGACCUUCCAAUCGGCAAGCCCAAGGCUCAGUGUUUUUAGACACAGUGUGCUUUAAAAUUCUAACAUCUGCAAAAGUAACAUCCAAAGGUCCGUUGUAUAUGGGAAAAUUGGUUGAUAGCAAAGGUAAAGGGACCCCUGACCAUUAGGUCCAGUCGCAGACAACUCUGGAGUUGCGGCGCUCAUCCCGCUUUACUGGCCGAGGGAGCCGGUGUACAGCUUCCAGGUCAUGUGUUCUUAAAAUGCGGAUGAAUGUUCAGGAGCUAAAUAAUCAAACCCACCAAGAAUCACAAACUGAUGUGGAAAUAUAGAGAACUCAAGAAUGGGGAAAUGGGAAACUGACAAAAAAUGAAAAGGACAGACUUACUUAUUCCUGUGCAGAAAGGGCUUGGCAAGGAAACUGAGGACGGGGAGAGAUGGGGCUCCAGAGAGAGAACCCCACUAUUUUCCUCUUUAUACUUGGCACUUCUUAUCACCUGGGCUGCAUUUUUGUUUUUGAACUGUUACCUCUACUGGGGUCAGUGGGCAAAGUCUAGAGUGGUUCUUUGUCCCAGAGUAGGGCACAGGGAACUCUGCCCCAUGGAAAAAGUUGGAACUUAAUUUAAAUGCAGAAUUCAGCAUUUUGAUAGGCGGCUUCAGUGAAGUUUCAUUCAUGCAAGCAUGGGGAAUGCUAGAAAACAUCUCAAACGUCACAAAGAUCUCACAAACCAAGGGUUCUGUAUGACACACACAGACACACACACCCUACCGGCAAAAGUAGAAUGGCUUGUUCAAAAUACUUCUGCUUACGUAUUUAUCAAAUCUCUUUGCUGCUUUUCCUUGUAAUUGUCUCCCUCUCCAAAACAGGGAAGGAAAUACUUGAUUUACUCAAAAGGAAGUCUACAUUCUCUCUCAAUUUCUAGACACUCCCUAACAAUCUCUCUCAACCUUCUGCCCUGCAGGUUCCCAGAAAUGGAUCCAGCGUUCCUGUACAACUACCUUGCCAUACCUUUGCAAAUACAAGGCCACCUAUUAGGCCUGAAACCCUGGACCUGAGAGGAACACCCAAAGACCUCCAGCUUCCUGACAGGUCCAAGGCCAGCCCCCUUUCCCACCUGCUCUGUCCACCUGCAGGAAAUCUAUUCCCUCCCCUCCUCUAUUGGCCUGGAGCAGAAAAAACAAGAGGGGUUUCCCCAAAUAAAUCCAGUUUGGACUCUUGAGUUCACUAAGACCUAGCCAAAUCCGAAGCCUGAGGCUGUGAGCAACAGUACAUCUCUCCAAAGUGGGAAAUUUGCCCCAUGAGAUAUGAAACCUGUCUCACUUUUCUGCAAAGAGAUGCUUUUGUGGACUGGUUAGCUGAGUAAAUGAGGCUUUCCUUGUGCUUUGCAAAGUGAUGGGGCCAACUUUGGAACCCCCUUUCCCAGACCACAUCAUAGAAAUGCUAACCUUUGCAAGCUGUCUGCUCUCCCUCUCUCUGGCCAGCUCCCGUCUUCCUCCGUAGUGACAAUAAACCUCCUUCUGUGCAUGCAA